AUGGCCUGUGACCCAGCCAUCUACCAGCAACAGCAGCCGCCGCCGCCUCAGCAGCAGCAGCACCAGCACCAGCAGCAGCAGCAGCAGCCGCCACUGCUGUCAGAGCAGCAGCUGCGCCUGCAGUACUCAGCCGUCCUUGUCAGGAUGGUCAACGGCAUAACAGACUCCCUCCAGAGGGGCAAGGUCGCGGCGUCGGUCUCGGGCCUGGCGGACUCCGCCGGCCUGUCGCGCCUGCUGGUUGACAUCCGCCAUGCGGCCACCCACAACGAGCUCCCCACGCUCGCCUCGCUGCGGCUGGGCGCGCGGCACGCGCUGCAGUGGCUCGCGGCGCAGUACUGGCAGCACCAAGAGGCCCACCUGGCCGCCUGCACCGCCCGCCUGCACGAGCUGCUGGCUGCCAUCCUAAGAAGCUGCCAGGCAGCUGCCCUCAAGGGCGUCGGAGGCGGGGGCAGCGGCGCGGGCGGGCUGGGGCCGGAUGACGGCGAGGAGGAGGGCGAAGAGGCAGGGGACGGCGACGGUGGUGCGGCAGGUGCGGCCUGCUUAGUCAAGGGUUAG
Molecule: messenger RNA, 555 nt
Organism: Monoraphidium neglectum
Lineage: Eukaryota; Viridiplantae; Chlorophyta; Chlorophyceae; Sphaeropleales; Selenastraceae
Exons: 3
Coding region: 1-555 (184 amino acids)
Biological process (GO): maturation of LSU-rRNA; maturation of 5.8S rRNA
Cellular component (GO): preribosome, large subunit precursor; Las1 complex
Molecular function (GO): endonuclease activity
Source: RefSeq, a predicted model, not a curated record